Punica granatum (pomegranate) is the source of this 1158-nucleotide messenger RNA. NCBI's taxonomy places the organism in Eukaryota, Viridiplantae, Streptophyta, Magnoliopsida, Myrtales, Lythraceae. The record is from RefSeq and is a predicted model, not a curated record.
AUAUAAUAAAUUCGACGCAGAUACCAGUUCAUCGAGGAAACAGGAGAAGAAUGGCGGAUGAGCAGGAGCGGAUGCUGCCAAUAGCGAACAUCGGUAGGAUAAUGAAGCAGAUGUUGCCAGCAAGCGCAAAGAUCUCAAAGGAGGCGAAGCAGACAGUGCAGGAGUGCGCAACGGAGUUCAUAAGCUUCGUGACGGGGGAGGCGUCGGAAAAGUGCCAGAAGGAGAACCGGAAGACGGUGAACGGGGACGACAUCUGCUGGGCUUUGAGCACUCUAGGGUUCGACGACUAUGCGCGGGCGAUGAUGAGGUAUCUUCAACGAUAUAGGGAGCAGGCCGAUAAGGAUAGAUCUUCCUCAUCUUCUUCAGUGGCAGCAAAUCGACCUCAGACUGGUAAUGAUGGACAGAUAACAAUCAGAAGAUCAUCAGAGGAAUUGUUUCUGGGCAGUAAUGGAAAAACUUCUUCCAAUUCUUCCCAUCAGCAAGAGGAGGAGACGGAUCGUAAUGCUCCUCCGACUCUGGAGUUUGGGAUCAUCAAUGAGAAGAACGUAUAAAGUGCAAUAGAUGGCUAGCUUUCCAUUCAUCCAUUUGUACUCAAGGUUACGGCACAAUGCCGGGGAAGGAAAGACCGAGAUAUCAUUACUGGUCGUGAGAAGACAGGAUGGUCAUCUGAACUCUACAACAAAUUACUAACUCAAGGGCACCCUGCAGUUCAACCACGAACCCGAUCACCUGUAAUUAGUACUUUACGAGCUAGAUCAUUUCCUAAAGUUCGCGUCUGCGGGAGCUGAGGACUCAUGUAUGUAUAAACAGUUGUGGAAGGUAACCGGUUUCGUGUUUUCAGUUUCCUUUCCUUUUCCAUUUCCCUAUCCCUUCAGAUGUCGUCAUUCUUUCUCCCCCUGCUAGUCCUGAAGGGCCGUCCAUAUUAAGUCGGGACAUGGUACUUUCUUACUGUCAAAUUAGAGCGGUCAUCGUUCAGAAGCUCUUUCAAGUUUCAGGAAUAUACAAGUAAGUAAAUCUGCACCUUUCAAGUUUCAAGAAAUUAAUAUGCUUAAGAACUUAACACGAAAUAUAAAACUUUAUCAGCAAAAGGAGAUCUUAUGAUUUGUUUCCAAUCUGUCAGAAUUUAAUUGAUUUUCAUCAUAUUAUCGAUUCAUUCCU